AUGAACGAGGGCAUCUCAGUUUCGGGAGCCUUCUCCAAUCCAUUCCUCCUCACGUAUCCUAGCUUUGCAGAGCCUCUCACAAUCUUUUGCAAUAAUGCAUUUUCAGCUGUGCGGAGCCGCAUUUCUAAGGACACGGAACCUAAAAGAGAACACGUACUCGCAUUUAUUCUAACCUUUAUCGCCGACUGGAAGAAUCUCACUCCCAUGGAAACUCUUGUGCCGCCAUUUAUUCUGGCUAAAAGUAUGCUCUCUGACAUCUCAGUUGCAUCGUCUCUUGCUAUCCUUCCACGCAUAGAGUCCUUUACACUGGAGUUUCUUAGCGCUCCUAACAUACCGACCUUUAUCACAGUUCUCUACCUGGAGAUGCUGAGGCAGUUUGCUUCUAAUUUAACAGAUGGUGGCACCUUUCCACCUCAAAGCAAACUGCCUGGCUUUCUGGCUCUAAUGCUGGGAGAUGGGCGUCGCAAAGUGGCGUCUCUGGUGCACGAUAUUUUGAGUAUCAUCGUGCGAUAUGAAGUUGAGCUGAUCAAGGAGAAUAUAAAAGUAGCUACCGAUACGUUAGACUCUGAUGCUGAUACGGAUGUUGAUGAGUCCACAAGACAAAAUCUUGACAAUUCAACAAAUUCGCGAACACCAGGCUACUGCAGCAUACAGAUAAUUUCUUCCAUCCUCUCCAUGCUUCUUACAGAAGGUACCACAGCAGUGACCAAGGUUGUUCUAUAUAAUCUCCGUACACAUGACUCAUCUCUAUCUGAUGGGCAGCUUUCUCUCCCCGCAAACCUUGUCUAUGCUGCCUCGGGAGGCCCGGCAGUGUACCAUUCGAAUAAAGAUACGGAAAUGUCAGCAGGGUGCAUGUUGGUUAUUAGACUACUGCAGCUGUUAUUUGCUCCGGAUAUGUCUGCGAGUGCGCUAAACGUGUUGGGAGGAAUCUUAUCAUCGGAUUUGGUGAUUGAUGCAUCCCUUUUGUCGCUUAUUGAAUCGUCGUUCCGUGAACUGCCCAUAGAUAGGGAUAUCGUGAACCGCAUGCUUCUAAUAUAUGAGACUGUUGCAUUUCAUCUUUCAAGGAGAAUCUUAGAGGCAGCAUCAGGCGCUGGCACAUUUCAGGUUAUCGAGCAACUGUUCGACUACUUCGUCAUCUUCUUGAAACAGCUAAAACUGUUCUAUAAAAUGGGAGCCAACCCAGAGGUUGUUCAAAAGUCUCUUUCAUUGAUCUGCAUGUCCGUCUUCACACAUUACGCCAUUGUAACAGGUCGCUUGCUCCCUGCGUUUGAGAAGGCAAUAGGUGCCAUUACUAGUACGAUAGACCCCGUUAACGCAGAGUCAUUUUUCGCAAAGGUUGGUGCAGGAUUUACUGGAAUCGCAGAUGGAUGCUUCCUUGUAAAGCAAAAUGAACAACAAGAGUGUGAGGAGGUUAUUGCUGGUCUCAAAGGACUCUUUACGGCGCUAGUUGCAGGUGCUCGCCAUACGGAGAAUCACACUUGCAUCCUCAUCAUUACCUCAUUCAUCAAGCACAUGGAUCUGCAGUUGGCAUUUAAAGCAUUCAACUGCGGACUAGUAAGUGACGACGGCACCAGUAAGCUGAUGGACCUAGUUCAGACUCCCUCAAGUGCCACUGAUCUGUGGCUUCUUUCCUACUAUUCUAAAUGCAAGUCAGCCUCCCUCUCCUUCAUUUAUACACAUCUGUUUGAAGCAAUCCUCAACCAAUCAGCGUUUAAAAAACUGCAGGCAGGAACGCGUUCAAUUCUUCUUGAUCAGGUCUGGGCCAUAGUCUCAGAGGUAACACGCAAUCCAGUAGUAGACGAUCUUCUUGGAUAUUCACAGGACACCUCAAUAGCUUUGGCUGAAGCCCCUACUAAAACCUCUGUUGAUAUUUUCUGCAGCAUAUUAAUCGAUAACCUAUUCGGAUCAACUGAAGCAGAGCAGCGCGCUCUUCAUGCGUGUGGCUCUGCUAUAGGCAACCUUCUCCGGUUCUUUUCUACGCUACGAGCUAAUGUCACGAAGCUUGUUGAGUCCAUUAUCAAAACAUCAUCCACCUCUCAAGGAGCUGGUCCUACUAGUGAGCUUUCUUCAACUGGCGAUACAUGCACUUUGCUUAUGGAGCUCAUUGCCAAGCCGGAGCCCUUUCAGCUUUCUGCCGCUGUUAUUAAAAACUUGCGUCUCUUUGAGGCUAGUCUUUCAUUUGUUGGAGGAUUCCUGGUUCCAAAGCUGUUAUCUCCUCUUCUGGACCGCAUGCUGGCUGCAGACUCUCCUCCUAACAAUCCCUAUGUAACUUUGUUACCGCUAGCAGUGUCUUUAGCAAAGAAGCCCUUAAUAUCCACCGCCUGUGCUAAUGUCAUCAAGCGAAUUAUUGAUGGCACAGGACCACAGGCCAGCCUUUUUGAUGUCUUCAAUGGUAUUCUCUCUGGAUGUAUUACGGCUACAAACUUCUCUCCUCUCGGUCCCCAGACAGUCCCUGUGUUUCUCGAGCUGGAUUCCAAGCUUUCCACUAUACACACUAUUUCUGCGCAGAAACUGCACUAUAAAAUCUUACGGUUUCUUGUGAAUGCGUCCUCUAAAGACAACCCCGAGCUUUCACAGGCGAUUAUCUCGUCCAUAGAGUCAGCUGGCGCAGAAACCUUCCGGGGUGGUGCAUUGCAGCGCCAUCGCUUUGGACUUUAUGCUGACAUAGUCCGCUCUUCAGAGGUAUUUAAUUUGGAGCCGUCUCACAUUCUUUCGGAGUUUGCACGUGAUAUAUAUCUCUGUCUGAGUGAUAAUAACAUGCGUGUCAGGCACAUGGCAUCAGAAAUGAUUAAGGCAGCGACAGUAAAGGCCUGUAGACAAUGCUGCAACAAUGAGUCGCUUGGCUCGCUGAAGCUGGAUAUUUAUGAGGCUGUUCAGAAGAUCACUGAUUGCCUGCAGCCACCGCAGAACUCUUCUGUUGACGUGUGGGCAAACUAUGCAUAUCUCCUCCAGAUAAUUAUGAUUGGAAUGACAGAAGUUAUCAAAAAGCUUCUUGUUGAAGACUUAAACAUUCUUCUGGAAAAGGGCGUCAACAUCUCUGACUUCAACUGUACCCACCCGCUCUUUAUCACAAUCGCCACUCAGUUACUGGCAGACAUUAGGACUAACCUAUUCCUAGAAAAGCGAAAGGUUGCCUCAACAGACGCGGAGACUGGUGAAGAAACAACAGAAUUCUCUUACAGAUAUACUCUUUCUCUUCCCACUCACUCUGCCAAACGAUUACUGAAUUUCUUCUCCGCCUUUAUAUCAGCAGCAGGACCGUCCGAACUUCUUUCCAUAGCCGAGGAGAUCCCGCGGGUGUUGCUUCGCCUUGUCAUUGGCUCGCUGACUUCUCCAUAUCGGUCCGUCGUCAAAAACAUCCUCUUUCAACUUGGCCUCGCCAUGGGAUACAGUUAUUCCAAGGACCUCUAUGAGGAGGCCUUCAACUUAAUCAUCAAGGACAUGAUGGAGUAUAUAGUUGCUAAUAGUGAAACUCCUAUCCAUAACCUAGACCCAGAAAUACUAGUGGCUAUCCGCGAUGCUGCCGCUGAGGCAUGCGUGUCUGCUAGGCGCAUGGUCUCGGCUGUUCUUUCCAAGCUGAGACACAAGGCCUCUGACCAGAUGAUAGGGAGGUUCACGUUGCCGAAUUACCUGGAUGUUGCUCUAUCAAUUCCUGAGGACAUGCAUGGGCGAAUCAGGUCUUAUGGCGACGAUGAUGCCGACUUCGCGGACAUUUAUAAGCAUAUAAUUGACGGAACCGAAGAGGUAAUAGACCUAGAGGAAAAGCAGCCGUGUCCAGACUCUUCGAAUGAUGCUGACGAUCCUUUCAAAAACAAUAAGAAGUUUGGCAAAUCACUCAACUCGGCGAUGGCGAUGCUUCUUGACGAGACCGUUGAGAGGGAUAGUCUGAGGCCAGAACAUAUACAAAAGCUUACCCAGAUUAAAGAGAACGACGCCAUCUUAAACAGAACAUUAUCUGAAAUUAAGAAGAUUAAUCAGAGAAAGCAGUACAGCAGUGGAAGACUCAAGGUUGUGCACACAGGUCACGAGUUCAGUUCAAAGCGUGCUGGAGGUGAUGUACAAACCGCUAAUAAAGCAGAUCCUUAUGCCUAUCUUCCUCUUCUUACUGGGAAGCAUAUCAGCAAACAAGAUAGAACCCGUCUAAAGGCAGGCAUGACACUCGUUACUCAAAAGCGGACGAGAGACGAGCGUAUUGCAAAGAAGCAGAUGCUCAGUCACGCAGAGAAACGGGCGAUGAUGAAGCAUGGGCACAUCCCGCCAAAUCUUAAAAAUAGAAGACAUAACAGAAAGAAGUAG
Molecule: messenger RNA, 4296 nt
Organism: Giardia duodenalis
Lineage: Eukaryota; Fornicata; Diplomonadida; Hexamitidae
Exons: 1
Coding region: 1-4296 (1431 amino acids)
Source: RefSeq, a predicted model, not a curated record